This is a messenger RNA of Mytilinidion resinicola, 1640 nucleotides long. RefSeq names its product mitochondrial carrier. NCBI's taxonomy places the organism in Eukaryota, Fungi, Ascomycota, Dothideomycetes, Mytilinidiales, Mytilinidiaceae. Gene Ontology annotation, molecular function: ATP transmembrane transporter activity; coenzyme A transmembrane transporter activity; AMP transmembrane transporter activity. Bases 212 to 1204 code for a protein of 330 amino acids. The record is from RefSeq and is a predicted model, not a curated record. Gene Ontology annotation, cellular component: peroxisomal membrane. The transcript has 4 exons.
CGUUGAGAAUCACAAGCUAAUCCUACAUUCCUCAUAUUGCGCCCCUUCUUUCGGCUCCUUUCUUGUUAUCGCACGUCCUGUUGAAGACCUCAAGCUUCUACGGCAUUUGACUUUUCUUUUUCUAGAUUAACGCGCCACUCCUUGUUCCCUUCCAUGAACACCCCUCCUUCGGCCUCAUCACAAAUAUUGUUACACAGCAACCAUCUCUACCAUGUCGGAAGCCUCUAAAACAGCCGCCGAGAAGCUUGCAGAGUCUACCCAAGCCGCGCGUACUAGUGCUACCGCCCAGCAGAGUGACAAUGUCGCCCAUGCCCUGGCUGGUGCCGGUGGAGGCCUGCUCUCGAUGGCCCUGACCUACCCUCUUAUCACUCUCUCAACACGCGCGCAAGUCGAAUCAAAACGCGCCCAAUCGUCAACCCUCGAUGCUGCCAGGCGCAUCGUCAAAAGAGAGGGUCUAGUCGGCUUAUACGCCGGCCUCGAGUCAGCGUUGUUCGGCAUCAGCGUUACCAACUUCGUAUACUAUUACUGGUACGAAUGGACCAGGGCCUUUUUUGAAAAGGCUGCUAUAAAGGCCGGACGCGCCUCGAGGAAGCUCACCACGGUCGAAUCCAUUUUCGCGGGAGCCAUCGCUGGCAGCUUAACUGUCCUGUUCACAAAUCCCAUCUGGGUUGUGAACACGCGCAUGACGGCGCGAAAAUCCCAAUCCAACGAACAGGUUCUACCUGGCGCAAAGCCUGCGAAAGCCCCCUCGACAAUUGGGACUCUCCUAUCAAUCAUCAGGGAUGAGGGGCCAACGCGACUUUUCGCGGGUGUCAUGCCUGCGUUGGUGCUGGUCAUCAACCCAAUCCUACAAUACACUGUGUUUGAGCAACUUAAGAAUACAUUAGAGAAGAGGAGGAGGGUCACGCCGACUGAUGCGUUCUACCUGGGCGCUUUAGGGAAGCUGAUGGCGACAAGCAUCACUUAUCCGUACAUCACAGUCAAGAGCAGGAUGCACGUCGCAGGGAGAGAUGGACCGAAGGAGGACAUGAUGUCAACCUUCCGGAGAAUCAUCAAGGAAGAGGGCUGGGCGGGCCUGUACGGAGGUAUUGGCCCCAAGGUGACGCAGAGUGUCAUCACUGCAGCCUUUCUCUUUGCAUUCAAGGAUGCUCUGUACGGAAUGACAGUCACCGCUAGAAGAAAGAUAGCCCUGAAGAAGGCGUAGCAGCCUCCUAAUAGUCUAUUCUCAGCAGAACCCCGAUCCAGCCUAAGAUCUAGGGACUGUCGAGACACUGAAAUGGCAUUGAUACGACGGUGUACGAUUGGAAAAGGUUAGCAUAAGGAUGGGUAGGUUGCAUUCUGGGACAUAUAGACCCCUUAGCACUAUUUGAGUUUGUAUAUACACCAACGGAUUUGACACAUGCGUUUGGAAAGAUCUUGUUCUCGCUUGCUCUCGCCGUCCUUCAAGCGCUGUCUUUUAUCACACUUCAACGUCAAUAAGAGUCUUCCACCUUGAUAACGAGUAAACGAAUGUUGAGUCAAUGCCUCUCAACUGAAAACCCUCAAUCGAAUUCACAACAAGUCAAUUCUUAAGACCAUCCCGUCAACCGACAUUGGAGGAAUUCAUUCCCUGCACUGCCGACAUGAUCAUCAGCGGGGUU